Molecule: messenger RNA, 624 nt
Organism: Opisthocomus hoazin
Lineage: Eukaryota; Metazoa; Chordata; Aves; Opisthocomiformes; Opisthocomidae
Source: RefSeq, a predicted model, not a curated record
AUGCGGCCCGAGCCCCUGGCUGCCGUCACCUUCUCCCCUCCCUCCCCGCGGCUCUUCCCUCUCCUUCCCGAGCCCUCGCUCUGUCACGCAGGCGUUCAAACUGUGAAUUUAGGGAGCAAGAAACUAAUAAAGUCCGAGCAGAACCUCCAGCGCUGCCCCGCUGCUUCCCAGGAGAACGGCAGCAGUACCCCGGCAGGAAUCCUCCAGCGCCGCAAGCCUUCGCUCGACACAAGCAUAGAGGCCAGCACGGUGUUCUGGCCGGCCAAGCCGCGGGCCAGCGACCGCCCCGUCAUCUUCCAGCUCCAUUUUUGGGACUGCGGGGACGGGGCCCUGAAAAACUUCGAGCAUCUCCUGCCCGCCUGUAAGGAAGAAGCAGACGCCAUCCUCUUCCUCUUCUCCUUCACCGACCGCUCGUCCUUCGAGGAGCUGCCAGCCCAGAUGAGCCGGAUAGUCGGCCCCGGCGAAGAAAACCUCGUUAAGGUGGUCGUCGGCACCAAAUUUGACCUGUCCCCGCUGUCGGACGUGACGGAGCAGGACGUGGCAGCCUUCGAGGGGGCCUGGGGGCUGCAGGGGGAGAUGGAGAUGGCAGUGCAGAUGGGGACGAGGAAGGUGAUGGUGGUGUAG